ACGACUGAUGAGGCGGAAGCGGCAAGGGAAGGUAUUAAUGCUAAAGAAAUCAAUGGUCGUGUUGUGACUGUAGAGAAGGCUCGCCGUUCUCGAGCAAGAACUCCGACUCCUGGUCGAUAUUAUGGGCCACCUAAACGUAGAGUCGACAGAUUUGACCCUAGAUAUGAUUAUAGCAGACAUUAUGAUCGUUAUGAUAGGCCGCCAAGAGGUUACGGACGGGAUCCUUACUAUGAUCGUGCCUAUGAUCGAUCUUAUUAUGACAGGGGGUAUGAGAGAAGUUACGACCGUGCUUAUGAUAGAACUUAUGAUAGAGCUUAUGAUCGAGAUCGUCGGCCUCCACCGCCAGCCCGCUAUGAACCUUAUCCCCGACCUCGCUCACCUUAUUAA
Messenger RNA from Acaulospora colombiana, 387 nucleotides. The record is from the annotation of a GenBank genome assembly. NCBI's taxonomy places the organism in Eukaryota, Fungi, Glomeromycota, Glomeromycetes, Diversisporales, Acaulosporaceae.